Acomys russatus (golden spiny mouse) is the source of this 901-nucleotide messenger RNA. RefSeq names its product keratin-associated protein 17-1-like. The transcript has a single exon. NCBI's taxonomy places the organism in Eukaryota, Metazoa, Chordata, Mammalia, Rodentia, Muridae. The coding region runs from base 69 to 377 and encodes 102 amino acids. The record is from RefSeq and is a predicted model, not a curated record.
CUGGCCACUGUCAGACCUAGGGGAAGCUCCGGCUGCAUUCCUGACCUGCGACCUGACUGCCUGGGACCAUGGGAUGCUGCCCGGGAGACUGUGUCAAUUGCUGCUCCCAGGAACAAGACUGCUGUGAGGAGUGUUGCUGCCAGCAGGGCUGCUGCGGCUGCUGUGGUUCCUGCUGUGGCUGCGGAGGCUCUGGCUGCGGAUCUGGCUGCGGCGGGUCUGGCUGCGGGUCUAGCUGCUGUGGCUGCGGGGGCUGCGGAGGCUGCGGGGGCUGCGGGGGCUGCGGAAGCAGCUGCUGUGGCUCCGGGUGCUGUGGAGGCGGCGGCGGGUGCUGUGGUCCAGUGUGCUGUCAGCCGACACCUGUGUGUGAGACGAAAUGAAGACCUUCCCUCCCUGUAACUGAGGCAGUGAUGGGGACAGCCUCCGCCUACUCCACACGGAGGUCUCCUCAUCUCCUGACUCCUUCGCACACACCUCCAAGACACUGACCUGCCUCUCAUGUGGUUUCUGAGAGGAGAGCUUGCCCUGGUGUCUAAGGCACUCUGGACCAAAGAGCUAUUUUCUGGCAAGAAAUUAAAGCUGAAUUCCAAUGAGGUGGUCACCAAAUUCUAUGUCUUUGGCUUCAUUUGCAUGAAGUCAAAUGCCUUGCAGCUAUGAGGCGUUCUCUUGAGCUUUGGACCUGUUGGUCCACCCUAGCUUUCUGCUCCUCCGAAACGUUGUCAACCUUUUAAUAAAUGGAAGCAUGCUGGCUACCCUAUCAGUCCUCUUGCCUCUUCCUUCGAACCUGGUAGGGACUGCCAGGAAGAUUUGACUUUGACAUUCACCAGGGGACUGCACAAUGUUUGCUGAUGUCCUGCAGCAGGGUCCUGGGAGGCUGCUUAAAAUGGUAGAUUCUUGAGCCCUC